This is a messenger RNA of Paramisgurnus dabryanus, 2081 nucleotides long. NCBI's taxonomy places the organism in Eukaryota, Metazoa, Chordata, Actinopteri, Cypriniformes, Cobitidae. The record is from RefSeq and is a predicted model, not a curated record.
AUUUUUGUAUUUAAUCAUGUUUGCUGUUUCAUAAAUUGUUUUGUGUUUAAUUGCCAGUAACUGGGUCAUAUUGUCACAAAAAGUAAACGUGUACUGUAUCUUUUUCCAUUGCAAUAAUGUUGUGACUGUUCAAUAGGUUUUUUUACAGUUACGUGUCUUUAUGAACUUAGAUAUUUCCUAGUCAGUAAUUUACUAGUAACUUAAUUCAUCUGUUAAAGCAUACCAAAAUAUUAAGCAUUUUGCACAGGCCUACUAAUUCAUCUUACAGUUUUUCUCAGUUGCUUUUGAGCAUUUCUCGAAUCAUCCUCCUUAAAAUUGGCUAAAUGUGUGCAUUGUAAACAAUUCAUACAAACGGCACAAGAUCAUUUAUGUCCUGCAAAACCCUGUAACAUGUUCAAAAUCCUCUUUUUACGUUAUAAACAUGUCAGUCCCAUCAAAAUGGCCGUGUGUCACUGUUCAUAAAGACCGUCAACAUUUUAGCUACCCAAAAUUAUAUGUGUCAGUAUUUUGAUGUAAACUGUGGACCAAUUCACAUUUUACCUUUUUUUCUGUAAACAAAUGUCACAUUUUCUGUAACUCAAUUUUUCAAGAUUCACUUGAAAGCAAUUUAUCAGUUCAGUUCACAUUUACAAAAGACUAAAAAACCUAUAGACAGCAUGCCUACAGUAACAGAUUAUGACACAAAGGUCAGCAAUUUUGCAUGACAUGUCUUGUACGAUUAACUAAUUCCUAAAUGUUUUGAGGUGACUAUUCAACAGAAACCAGUAUAAUGUAUUUUGACAAAAAUGACACAAGCAAUUGAAAAUGUAGGAAACAAUUGUACAUAGGCCUAAUCAUCUGCAUGAUUGUACCAAAGCAUUUGAAAUUUGUCAAAAACAAUGAGAAUUUGAUGUUGUGGCUUGAAAACUGACUUCUUGAUGUGGAGGUUGAACUGUUCUGAAAAAUUAAUUUCUGAUGUGAUAAAUGCGGUGUUGCACAAACCGAUCGGCGUAUCGCGAGAGCGAGUCGAAAACCACAGCAUUUGAAACGUUCUCGCGGUACUUCGAAGUCACGCGACGAUCGGUUUUCAGAUCGAACACACCAAAUACCUGACGGUCCAAUUAUGAAACCGGAGCUCGCAUUCACACCCCACCCAGAAGGAGGAACCAGCACCUGUUUAAAUGAGGGUUAAAUUGAAUGAAAGCGUUUGGUGAAUUUUUCUGUGUGUGUAUCAAACCCGCGACAUUGAUUGAACGUUUGUGUUUUUUUAGUAAUCACAAACUAUGGGCGCUCCUCUUGUGUUGUGGAUAGUUGGAUUUUUUGUAUUUUUUAGCCUUUGUGUUGACUGUGCAGUGAGCAGCGACAGAAGUUUAGAGGACAAGGGCCGCGUGGAGUUACUCAGAGCGCGUGAUCUGGCGGCGCAGCCCCGCUAUGGAGCGUGUUGGACUCGCGCACUGGAGAAGAUAGAGUCAAACUGCAAAGAGUUCAGUGAUGAUAUGCAGAGCAAGAUUGCGCUGUCAUUCACGCACUGCCACCUGCAAAGGUCAGGUCGGGUUUUUCCAGAUUGUCCUGAAGACAGUGAUGUCAAAACUUGCACGCAAGACAUGGACCCUGUGGCUUUUAACACCUACACCGAGUUUUUCACUCAUGCACACAGUAUAUGUCACUAUCUGCAGAGUGAACGCUGGCAACAAAGAGCGGAAAAUACCAUUCACAGGCUGACUGAGAGUUCGGCUGGUGUGGCAGAGCAGUUGACAUCCACUCAGCGAAUGGCAGAAGAUCUGGUUUUAGCCCAAAGCGCUGCCCUCAAGUCCCAAGAGACCAUCCUACGCAAUGGAGAAGAACUGAAAAGCACGCUGCAAGACUCAACUCAAGGCCUGAGAGAUGUUUUUGCUGAGAUGAGGCAUUCUGCACAGGAGCAGCAGGUGGCUUUUGCUGAGAUCUUUAACCGUGUAGCUUUUCUCCAGAGCUUCAUCAUGUCCGAGACGCACACAUUCAGUUCCCUUUUCUACAACGCUCUGGGCAUCGUCGCGUCUUUUUUUCUGACCUCUGUGCAGCGUACGGCUGGGGCCAGGCGAGUAUCAAUCUCACUCAGUUUGUAG